GUUCUUCUCUGCUGGCACUUUUUACUGGGUAACUGGCAGGAGACAGAUCUGUGGCAGGCCUGGCCAGCAGGAACAUGAAGAGAAUCCUGAUUGUCCUGCUUGCACUAGCAGGGGUGCACGCCCUCGAGAGGGGCAGAGAAUAUGAAAAGGAAAAAGUCUGCAAGGAACUCGCCCAUAUGGGAAAAGAUAACUUUAGAUCUUUAUCAAUAAUCCUCUACAGCAGAAAAUUCCCCAGUGGCACAUUUGAACAGGUCAGUCACCUGAUAAAUGAAGUUGUCUCCUUGACAGAAGCCUGCUGUGCUGAAGGGGCUGACCCUGAGUGCUACGACAGCCGGACCUCAGCAUUGUCUGAAAAGUCCUGUGAAAGUGAUUCCCCAUUUCCAGCGCAUCCAGGAACCUCCGAGUGCUGUGCCAGCGAGGGCCUGGAGCGAAAGCUGUGCAUGGCUGCCUUGAAGCACCAACCACAAGAAUUUCCGACUUAUGUGGAACCAACAAAUGAUGAAAUUUGUGAAGCAUUCAGGAAAGAUCCCAAGGGAUUUGUUGAGCAAUUUCUGUAUGACUAUUCUAUUAACUAUGGACAAGCUCCUCUGCCACUAUUAGUUGGUUAUACCAAGACUUAUCUCUCAAUGGUAGGGUCUUGUUGUGCCUCAUCAAGUCCAACUAUAUGCUUUUUGAAGGAGAGACUGCAGAUGAAACAUUUAUCACUUCUGACUACUAUGUCAAAUAGACUUUGUUCACAACAUGUUGCUUAUGGGGAGGAGAAAUCAAGACUCAGCCAUCUCAUAAAACUAGCCCAGAAAGUUCCAACGGCUGAUGUGAAAGACGUGUUGCCACUAGCGGAAGAUAUCACCAGAAUCCUUUCAAAGUGCUGUGAGUCUACAUCUGAGGACUGCAUGGCCAAAGAGUUGCCGGAACACACAGUAAAACUAUGCAACAGUUUGUCCAACAAGAACUCUAAGUUUCAAGACUGUUGUCAAGAAACAACACCCAUGGACGCCUUUGUGUGCACUUACUUCACACCAGCUGCCCAAUCACCAGAAAUGCCAGAUGCUCAGAUGCCUACCAACAAAAUUAUUUGUGGUAAAGGAAGCACUAAAGCUAUGGAUCAGUAUGCCUUUGAACUAAGUAGGAAGACGCAUAUUCCAGAAGUAUUUCUCAGUAAAAUACUUGAGCCAACCCUGAAAAGUCUUGGGGAAUGCUGCUCUUCUGAAAACCCGACUGCCUGUUUUAACUCAAAGGGCCCUCAACUGAAGGAGGAACUAUCUUCUUUUAUUGCUAAAGGAAAAGAACUAUGUGCAGAUUAUUCAGAAAACACAUUUACUGAAUACAAGAAAAAAUUGGCAGGACGAUUAAGAGCAAAAUUGCCUGAUGUCAGUGAUUCAGAACUUGAAGAGCUGGUUGACAAACGCUCAGACUUUGCCAGCAAGUGCUGUUCAAUGAACUCACCUCCUCUCUACUGUGAUUCACAGAUUGAUGCUGAGAUGAAAAAUGCCCUGUAGUGUUGGUGCCUGUAUACUGUCUUAGAGUUGGAACCACACCAGGAAUGACAUCUUAAACCAAAAGAGAACUUCUGAAUAAACAACUAGAAAAAAAAAUCCCUGCUUUUUAUCUACUGCAGUAUUAUCACACAACAAGAAUAAUGAUUUGCUGUAGAAAUAAAUUGAAAUACAAUGAAAACCAUAAAUGAUACUGAGGGUGAUAUUACCUUACUGAUCUUUAAUCCUGUUUCAGUUAUUUGUAACACUCUACAAUAGGUAACUACAACCUGCAUGAUUUUUUUUCUAGACUUUCUUGUUUGGUGACUUAAUGAUUCUUAACAAUACACAGUCACUUUACAAUCCCCAAUGCACUCAUUUCCAUCCUUUGAUUGCUUCUCAUGCUUUAUAGAUACUAUUAAGGGAAAGGUCAGCCAGUCUUCUUCUAUGAAUAAUUGGGAUGACCCAUUUGAAAAAAAAAAAAAACCUCAAAAUAUGUUCUUGCUCCCUGUUACAGGAUGUUUAAUAUUAAUUAAACAUCUGUUUCAAUUAAGUAGCAUCUGUUUUGCAAUAAAGAAAGUUCUUGUGGUCAAAACCA
Messenger RNA from Sorex fumeus (smoky shrew), 2073 nucleotides. It is a transcript of the gene GC, whose product is annotated as GC vitamin D binding protein. The coding region runs from base 75 to 1499 and encodes 474 amino acids. Gene Ontology annotation, cellular component: cytoplasm; blood microparticle. Gene Ontology annotation, molecular function: vitamin transmembrane transporter activity; vitamin D binding. Lineage: Eukaryota; Metazoa; Chordata; Mammalia; Eulipotyphla; Soricidae. The transcript has 13 exons. Gene Ontology annotation, biological process: vitamin transport. The record is from RefSeq and is a predicted model, not a curated record.